AUGAACCGUCUUCCAUCCGUCUCCAGCCUCAUGUCUCCGCCAGAGGCAAAGCCGUUCGAGAGCUUCCAUUCUGGCUACCCAUCGAUGGCUGUGCCUUCUGCUGAAGAUGUCGUCAAGCUGCCUCCCAUUUCAGAAGACCGAAAGCGCAGUCGCUCCGAGUUGGAUUUGCCCUCGCCACCCGUCACUCCAUAUGCAGGAAACAAGAAAAGAAGGUCGAAUGCAGACCAGCUAGAGGUUGAAGUUGGUAGUACCUCCAGAGACCCAGUGCUAUUUCCUCGCAAUGAAUCAGCCGCCGAUGUCCCCAAUGAUGAGCCCCUCUUUGGGCCCGUUCUUGCCUCCGCUGCUGAAGCAAUAGUCGACCGGCACAUGAACUCCCACUUGGCUCGAUUUCAAAAUAAGAUAAACAAGCCGACUCGCGAUGAGUACCUGCUGGCCUUAUCCUGCGUGCCAAUUGUAUCGACACAAUACAAUCGUGACCCAGCGGCCUGGGCGAGAGAAGAGAGGGAGACUCUAGAGCGGCAAAUGGCGAUGAUGGACCGUGAUCGCCUAGAGUUUCGCACAGGAAACUUGAAACGCCUCGCGCCUGCUCCUUCUAGAAAGCCCGUCAAUAAUUCCCAAACUCGCGUUGCCCGAACGUCGAGGCCUCGUCGAACGCCUAAAUCUACACCGACUCAGCGAACCCUUGACACUUUCGAUGCUGAAUCUUCGCCUUCAUCAAAACCUUUGCGAGCCAUCGGUACCAACCGAGAUGACACCGACUAUAAUUCACUCAAGGAUUAUUCUCCGCCACUCGAGACUCUGGGGGGAAACACCAAGGGCCUUAAAGCCGAUUGGAAGGGCCAAAUGCUUGACCUCAGCACUGACCCUGACCGAGGCUUGCUGGACCCUGCGGAAAUAAGCCUUGCCGCCACUUUACGACUGUCGUGUGCAACCUACCUCUGCAGUAAGAGGAGGAUUUUCGAAGCCCGUGUGAAGGCGCUUAGCAUUGGCAAGGAGUUUAGAAAGACCGACGCUCAGCAAGCUUGCAAGAUUGAUGUCAACAAAGCUAGCAAGCUAUGGACGGCUUACGACCGAGUUGGCUGGUUCAAGCCGGAAUAUUUCAUCAAGUUCCUGAAAGCAUGA
Messenger RNA from Talaromyces atroroseus, 1122 nucleotides. RefSeq lists its product as hypothetical. Gene Ontology annotation, cellular component: SAGA-type complex; nucleus. NCBI's taxonomy places the organism in Eukaryota, Fungi, Ascomycota, Eurotiomycetes, Eurotiales, Trichocomaceae. Bases 1 to 1122 code for a protein of 373 amino acids. The record is from RefSeq and is a predicted model, not a curated record. Gene Ontology annotation, molecular function: protein binding; transcription coactivator activity; chromatin binding. The transcript has a single exon. Gene Ontology annotation, biological process: regulation of transcription by RNA polymerase II; chromatin remodeling.